AUGCAGCUAGUUGUGGUCGUCUCUGUCUUCCAGUCUGUGCUGCUGGGGGUUCGGGCCUGUCCGUCCUUGUGUACCUGCGUCAAUGGAAGCCACGGGACAGAGGAGCUCAGGUUGGUGCAAUGCAGUGACCCUGGAAUUUCCGCCGUCCCCGUUAACGCGCCUCCCGAUACCGUCAAACUGCGCCUGGAGAAGACCUCGAUCUCCAGGGUGCCCAGAGCGGCCUUCUACAACCUCUCGCAGCUGCAGUUCCUGUGGUUAGCCUAUAACUCCAUCACGUCCAUUCACCCCAGCAGCUUCCUAAAUCUGAAGGCACUGCGAGAACUCCGACUGGACGGAAACCUCCUGUCUGCUUUCCCCUGGGAAGGGUUGAGAGACAUGCCGCGCCUUUGCACACUGGGACUGCACAACAACCGCCUCUCCAGUCUUCCCGCCCACGCCGCUCUCUUCCUCCCCAACAUCACCUACCUAGAUCUCUCCAGCAAUAGAUUAACUGUUUUGCCUGCUGAGCUGCUGGACCUUUGGUUCCCCCUUCAAAGGGAAUGGGGAGGAGCUGUGCAAAGAAGAGUUCUGGGUCUCCAUGACAACCCCUGGCUCUGUGACUGUCAGAUCUCCAUGGUCACGUCCUUGUCCAUGUCCCUGGGAAGCCCUGUGAUUCUUAUGGACCAGCUGCUGACCUGCAGCAGAUCUCUCGGUCAGUCGGGGGUGCUGUUAACACAGGCUGACCUGUCGCGGUGCAUGAGACCCUCGGUUCAGCCUGCAGCCACCAAAGUGAUUUCUCCGCUGGGCAGUAAUGUAAUCCUCCGCUGCGAUGCCACUGGCUACCCAACACCGACUCUGACCUGGAUUAAAACGUCAGUUUACACCAAUUGCUGCCAACAAUCAGAAACCUCAAGCAACUCUGAACAGCUGCCCAGAAACCUGGAGAGUUUUAUGCAGGAAUCUCCUCGAGUGGGAGUUCGCUGGUCGAUCAUCAGCUUAAAUGGGCUAUCACACAAGGACGCGGGUGAAUAUCGAUGCCAGGCACGGAACAUGGCAGGAACUGCUGAAGCUCCUAUUAGGCUUAAAGUGGUCGGGAUUAUAGGCCCAUCCCGCCCUCCAAAGACCGUGCCUGAAAAGGAUGUGUUCUACGCCACCUACUGUGAGGGUUGCCCCACACCGCCUCACAGUAGGUGGCGUCUGGAGGUGUGA
Messenger RNA from Lampris incognitus (smalleye Pacific opah), 1188 nucleotides. It is a transcript of the gene lrit3b, whose product is annotated as leucine-rich repeat, immunoglobulin-like and transmembrane domains 3b. The transcript is spliced from 7 exons. Gene Ontology annotation, molecular function: protein binding. The record is from RefSeq and is a predicted model, not a curated record. Bases 1 to 1188 code for a protein of 395 amino acids. NCBI's taxonomy places the organism in Eukaryota, Metazoa, Chordata, Actinopteri, Lampriformes, Lampridae.